CUCACAGGACAGGUGUCAUCACCCCACCCAUUUUUCAUGCAUAUAAGGUGUUCGACGUUUGUUCCCAAAGAACAAAAAUUUAAAAAACCCAGUUUGUGAGCCGCCUGUUACUACAUACGCAAGUUAGAGGGCGAUUUUAGUAGAAAAUAAAUAAUAUCAGAGUGGGAGAAGAAGAAGAUAAGAAGAGGAAUGGCGUCGCAGCAGCAGGACAGGGCGGAGCUUGACCGGAGGGCCAGGGAGGGGGAGACGGUGGUGCCUAGCGGAACCGGCGGCAAAAGCCUCGAAGCCCAGGAGCGUCUUGCUGAAGGAAGGCACAAAGGAGGAGAAACUCGGAAGAAGGAACUGGGGACCGAAGGGUAUCAGGAGAUGGGACGCAAAGGCGGUCUCAGCACUGGAGACGAGUCCGGUGAGGAACGUGCCGCUCGCGAGGGCAUCGAGAUCGACGACUCCAAGUUCCGAACCCACAAAUAAACUUCACCUUCUCAAUAAUGUAUAUGUAUAUAUAGUCGUCUACCUUACGUACCUAGCCAGUUUUUCAAAAUCUCUGGUUUCUUUUGCUAAUGUAAUAAUAAGAUCGACGAUCGGUCGGGUCGAGUAUCCGACCCGACCGCGUUCGGAAACUAUGUAGGUGGUCAUGGUAACGGUAAGGUAGGUGUAGUGUAGUGCGUGUGGGGUUGUUUUUUACUCUCAAUGAAUAAAUCUGGACCUUUUUA
Molecule: messenger RNA, 713 nt
Organism: Cuscuta campestris
Lineage: Eukaryota; Viridiplantae; Streptophyta; Magnoliopsida; Solanales; Convolvulaceae
Source: the annotation of a GenBank genome assembly